ACUCUGCGCGCCGGCGGGGGCUGCGCAGGAGGAGCGCUCCGCCGGCUACAACGCUCCGCGGGCGGCGCGGCGACACCUGUUCGCGGCGGCCAGGGCGGCACGCGGGCUCCCGGACGCGGUCUCCUCGCUCGCCGCUCGCCACCCUGUCUAAGCCAAUGGACAUCUGCCGAGCCUCUGGAGAAUUCUGGAUACUAGCUUUGGACGCCUAAAGUUUUUUUCUUCUUUUUGUUUUAUUAUUAUUAUUAUUAUUUCUGGAGGGGGGACCGGGAGGGGAGAUUUGUCGCCGCCACCAACGUGAGAUUUUUUUUCCCCUUGAAGGAUUCAUGCUGAUGUCUGCAGAGUCGCUUAGAGUAAAAACAGCGCAUGCCUUCCUGGAGUCAGAAUCCGUAAAUUCUGACGUAGCCCGUGCAUCUUAAAAAUCCCUAUAAUAACGCCUAGGCAUUUAAGUUGCUAUGGUCAUUCUGAUCGCAAACCAAAUGGAGGAACUACGGAUUUUUUUUCCUUAUUACGGUCGGAUGGGAUGAAGACCUUCCUGCCUGUUAAGAGCUGGGGAUCUAUCUAUAGAGAUACAUAGAUAUGUUUAUCAAUAUGUCAGUGUGUGAGUAUAAAGUGGUGGUUUCUUAGACUGUCAGUGGUUUGACCUUGAACUUGUGCCAGUGAAACAGCAGAUUACUUUUAUUUAUGCAUUUAAUGGAUUGAAGAAAAGAACCUUUUUUUUCUCUCUCUGCAACUGCAGUAAGGAAGGGGAGUUGGAUAUACCUCGCCCAAUAUCUCCUGGGUUGACACCAUCAUUAUUGUUUAUUCCUGUGCUCCGAAAGCCGAGUCUUCUGAUGGCUCCCUUAGGUGAAGUUGGGAACUAUUUCGGUGUGCAGGAUGCGGUACCAUUUGGGAAUGUGCCCGUGUUGCCGGUGGACAGCCCGGUUUUGUUAAGUGACCACCUGGGUCAGUCCGAAGCAGGGGGGCUUCCCAGGGGACCCGCAGUCACGGACUUGGAUCAUUUAAAGGGGAUCCUCAGGCGGAGGCAGCUCUACUGCAGGACUGGAUUUCACUUAGAGAUCUUCCCCAAUGGUACUAUCCAGGGAACCAGGAAAGACCACAGCCGAUUCGGCAUUCUGGAAUUUAUCAGUAUAGCAGUGGGCCUGGUCAGCAUUCGAGGCGUGGACAGUGGACUCUACCUCGGGAUGAAUGAGAAGGGGGAGCUGUAUGGAUCAGAAAAACUAACCCAAGAGUGUGUAUUCAGAGAACAAUUUGAAGAAAACUGGUAUAAUACGUACUCUUCGAACCUGUAUAAACACGUGGACACUGGAAGGCGAUACUAUGUUGCGUUAAACAAAGACGGGACCCCAAGAGAAGGAACGAGGACUAAACGGCACCAGAAAUUCACACAUUUUUUACCUAGACCAGUGGACCCCGACAAAGUACCCGAACUAUAUAAGGAUAUUCUAAGCCAAAGUUGACAAAGACAAUUUCUUCACUUGAGCCCUUAAAAAAGUAACCACUAUAAAGGUUUCACGUGGUGGGUUCUUCUUGAUUAGCUGUGUCGUCACAUCAGCUCCACUGUUGCCAAACUUUGUCGCAUGCAUGAUGUACGAUGGAGGCUUGGAUGGGAACAUGCUGAUUUUGUUCUGCACUUAAAGGCUUGUCCUCCUGGAGGACUGCCUAUGCGCACUUGCUUGAUUUAUUGUGAGAAGAGCAGAGGGAGACUGAGCGUGGGGGUGUGAGUGUGUGAGUGGAUGGGUAGCAGGGGAAAUUGAAGAGAGAAGCAAAAGCCUAGAGGACAGCGGCCUGAUGCAUGCUGGGAAAUGGACACGCGUUUCCAUUUUUGAUCAGUUGUACUUCAUCCUAUAUCAGCACAGCUGCCAUACUUCGACUCAUCGGGAUUUUGGCUGGUGGCCUGCACAAGGGUAUGCUGCAUUUUCAAAGGCAUAGAGGGUGCAGUCUUACUUAAAAGACUUUUUCAGUUAAUUUUCACUGGUGUCAUCCCAGUGAAUUUCAAGCAAAGACCUCUUAGUAAAAAAAAAAAAUUAAAUUUAUUUAUAGAAAUUCCAAAGGCAACAUUUUAUUUAUUUUAUAUAUUUAUUUAUUAUAUAGAGUUUAUUUUUAAUGAAAUAUGUACAGGCCAGAUAGGCAUUUUGGAAGCUUUAGGCUCUGUAAGCAUUAAUGGCAAAGUCCGCUGCGAACCUGUGGUAAAUUCAUGCAAGUACAUAUAAUGGUGCAUGGAUAUGAGAAACUCUGAUGACCCUAAUGUACUAAAGGCGACAAUCUCUUUUGUGCCCGUAUUAUUGUAAACUUAUGCACAUCAUUCACGACACUGAGUAUUCACUCUUCAGACUGCUUGUUUCAUAGCUUAUCCCAGAGGAUUAAAGAUAAACUGGGUCUCAAACUUUUA
Ceratotherium simum simum (southern white rhinoceros) is the source of this 2389-nucleotide messenger RNA. It is a transcript of the gene FGF9, whose product is annotated as fibroblast growth factor 9. The record is from RefSeq and is a predicted model, not a curated record. NCBI's taxonomy places the organism in Eukaryota, Metazoa, Chordata, Mammalia, Perissodactyla, Rhinocerotidae. Gene Ontology annotation, molecular function: growth factor activity.